UCGUGUACCUCCUGCCGUGAGACUUUUACAUUGAAAGGACAAUCCUGUGCCUGUCGAGCUACAAGGACAGUUCAGGUCACUCCGGCUCAGUCAGCGUCACUUCUACUGCCACUAGUUCUCAAGCAGGUCCCAUCAUGCGAAGUGUGUAUCUCCUGCUUCCCGCACUGCUCCUCCUCCUGGUCCUUCCUGUCACAAGAGGGCGAUACAAUGAAGACUUUGAUGAUGGAGAGGACCUGGCUGACUUCGAUGACAACGAUUUUGCUGAGUUUGAGGACAUGAAUGAGGAUCAACCUGCUGAGACCGAAACUGCCCCUCCACCUCGUAUGUCACAGUCAUCACAGCCAGAAGAAGAAGAAGAAGAUGAAGAUGAAGCCACUGUGGAGCUAGAGGACGGCCAGGAAGGUUUUGAGGACUCGGAGACACAGGAUCAAGAUAUGUACAGCAAAUAUGACCAGGAAGAGUUUGAGGGGAUUGGAGACAUGGAGAAGACAGGCCACUCUAUGAAAGACCCUCUUAUAAUCCACACGGUUCCUGCACAUCUGCAGAACAGCUGGGAAAGUUACUACAUGGAGAUCCUGAUGGUGACUGGCCUGUUGGCCUACAUUAUGAACUAUAUUAUUGGCAAGAACAAAAAUAGCCGCCUCGCACACGCCUGGUUCAACUCACACAGAGAAUUACUAGAGAGCAACUUUGCGCUUGUCGGUGACGAUGGCACCAGUAAAGAAGCUGUGAGCACUGGGAAGCUGAACCAGGAAAACGAACACAUUUAUAACCUGUGGUGCUCUGGACGUGUGUGCUGUGAAGGCAUGCUGAUCCAGCUCAAGUUUCUUAAAAGGCAAGACCUGCUCAACGUUCUGGCCAGGAUGAUGAGGCCUGCCUGUGACCAAGUGCAAGUCAAAGUGACUCUUAAUGAUGAGGACAUGGACACAUUUGUGUUUGCUGUGGGCACCAAGAAGGCCAUGGCCAGACUUCAGAAGGAGAUGCAGGACUUGUGUGAGUUCUGCGGGGACAAGCCAAAGUCUGGGGCCAAGUAUGGGCUCCCAGAAUCUCUGGCUAUUCUAAGUGAGAUGGGUGAGGUCACAGAUGGAGUGAUGGACAACAAGAUGGUUCAUUAUGUCACUAACCAUGCUGACAAGAUUGAGUCCAUCCAUUUCUCGGACCAAUUUUCAGGUCCAAAAGUUAUGCAAGAGGAGGGUCAGCCCUUAAAGCUGCCUGAAACCAAGAAAACGCUGCUGUUUACAUUUAAUGUGCCUGGCAUGGGAAACACCUCUCCCAGAGACAUGGACGCACUGCUUCCUCUCAUGAACAUGGUGAUCUACAGCAUUGACAAAGUCAAGAAACUCCGUCUCAACAGAGAGGGCAAACAAAAAGCUGACAGAAACCGAGCCCGGGUGGAGGAGAACUUCCUGAAACAGACUCACGCUCAGCGUCAGGAGGCAGCUCAAACUCGCAGAGAGGAGAAGAAGAGAGCUGAAAAGGAGAGGAUCAUGAAUGAGGAGGAUCCAGAGAGACAACGCCGCCUGGAGGAAGCAGCUCAGCGACGUGAGCAGAAGAAGAUUGAGAAGAAGCAGAUGAAGAUGAAGCAGAUCAAAGUGAAAGCCAUGUAAACACCACCACAGGGAUCGGGAUACAAGCACACAUGAAAGUCGUGCGCAACUCAGUUUUCUUCAGCUUCUUUCACCACAACUCUAACUCACCUUCACUCCAGUUCCAAACGGACAUCCUGUGCCUCUGGGUGUGUCAAGCUUAGCCAUUUCUGUGGCCAUCUUCUCCAUUUGGUGUGGCUAAACCCAAUUGACUGUGUCUGAACUGUCUGUGACAAAUGAGAGGGACUUUUUCUGCCAUCAAAUCUGUAACCACAAUUCAUGCAAAGAUAUUUUUUUCUUUUUCUCUGGAACUGUCUUCUCAAAAUUAUUCAAAACUCUUUUUGAAGCUGUGGAGCUCAGUGAGCUUUUUAAACCCAAUCUGUUAAGAAGGAACACACUGUUUAUAUUUGAGAGUCAUUUUAAAGAGAAUGAAAGCAUUGCUGUUUCAUUGGAAAGUUAUGUUUAUUAAUAUAAUUUUUUUUAUUUUAUAUCUGCCAUGGUUUGGUUUUGUGCAGGCUGUUUCUAAUGAAUAUCUAAGCAAACAUAAUAAAGUGCACCGAAGUCUGUUGGAAAACUGUAUGUUCUCUAAUAAAUGAAUUGUUUUACUAGG
Solea senegalensis (Senegalese sole) is the source of this 2196-nucleotide messenger RNA. It is a transcript of the gene ccdc47, whose product is annotated as coiled-coil domain containing 47. Bases 135 to 1607 code for a protein of 490 amino acids. NCBI's taxonomy places the organism in Eukaryota, Metazoa, Chordata, Actinopteri, Pleuronectiformes, Soleidae. Gene Ontology annotation, molecular function: calcium ion binding. The record is from RefSeq and is a predicted model, not a curated record. Gene Ontology annotation, biological process: endoplasmic reticulum calcium ion homeostasis. The transcript is spliced from 13 exons. Gene Ontology annotation, cellular component: endoplasmic reticulum.